Messenger RNA from Colletotrichum fioriniae, 1236 nucleotides. RefSeq lists its product as uncharacterized. The record is from RefSeq and is a predicted model, not a curated record. Lineage: Eukaryota; Fungi; Ascomycota; Sordariomycetes; Glomerellales; Glomerellaceae.
AUGGCAAGCACAAACUACUCCAUGUACCAGCUCAGCGCCGACCACACAUUCCACUUUGAAAUCCUCCGUGCCCUCAGCCAAUCCGUCUACGAAGGCGCCGACCUCGGCGAAGUCCUCACCACCGCCAACAAAAUCAUCCCCGGCGACUUCGCCAGCUACGCCACCUCCUUCUCCACCCUCGCCUACAGCGUCCUCGACCGCGCAAAGAGCAUCGCAAAGACCAAGUUCCCCGUCUCGGCGCGCAGCGCCUUCUUCGCCGCGGCGACGUAUUUUCGCAGCGCCGACUUUUACCUCCACGAGAACGCGUCGGAUCCCCGCAUCUACGAGCUGUGGGGCAAUCAGACUGCCGCGUUCGAUGAAGGCCUCGCGUUGUUGACGGUGCCAAAUCAGCGUGUGACGAUUGAGACACCCGACUUUGAUAUCCCGGGUAUCUGGUUCACUCCCGAUGAGGACGAAACGCAGCGCCCGACGAUCAUUAUGGGGAACGGGUAUGAUGGGUCUCAGGAGGAGAUGUACCACGCCAUGGGCGCCGCUGCUCUCGAGAGGGGGUACAAUGUCCUCACCUACGAGGGACCCGGCAUGCCUUCCGUUCGUCGAUACCAGGAAGUCGGCUUCAUCUACGAUUGGGAGAGAGUAAUCACCCCCAUUGUAGACUGGCUCCUCGAAAAACCCGAGGUAGUCGAUCCGGCCUCGAUCGGCCUCCUUGGCUUCUCCUUUGGUGGCUACCUCGCCCCGCGCGCCGCCGCCUUUGAACACCGCCUCGCCGCAAUCUUCGCCGUCGACGGCGUCUGGGACUGGCCAGUCGUCGUGAACGCUACCCUCGGCGCCGAAGCCAUGGCCAUUUACGACUCGGGCGACAAGGCGGCCUUUGACGAGUACGUAAAGCGGUUCCUACAGCCCGGGGUACCCGCGACGCUGCGCUGGGGUCUCGGGCACGGGAUGUGGGCGUUCAACACCGCGUCCGCGUACGACUUUGUUACGUUGUCGCUGGAUUAUCGCAUGGAGCCCGUGGUGGGUGAGAUACGAACGCCUGUCUUUGUGGGCGAUGCGCAAAAUGACUUGUUCUUCAAGGGCCAGGCUGCUGUUCUUGCGGAGGCGUUGGGGCAGUGGGCUUAUUUAUAUCACUUUACGGAGGAGGAUGGGAUUGGCGAGCAUUGUGGGAUUGGGGCAUUCAAGCAGCACAAUCAGGUGAUUUUUGACUGGUUUCAAGAACUCUUGGACUCAAAAAAACACUAG